CUACGAAACCCGAGCAGAAAGAACCAAACCCCCCUUCCACUCAUUUUCAGCUUGUUCUUCUUCUUGUUUAAACACUGCGCCUUCUCGUGGAGGUAAUCUUAAUCCUACGGGGGAGGAUCGAAGAGCCUUCUACUUAUCUUUGCCCUUCUCUCUAUACUGACUGCCCUGGUCCGUCUGGUCUUUCUGUCUUCUCGAAGUUGGUUCCUGUUUCGAAAUCCCUUGGAAGAGAAAGAGCGAAGGUUGUCGCCUUACCUCAAACACGUUGGCACACCACCACCCACAGCCCAGCUAUUAUACCUGACUGAACGUCUUAUUACUCUUCCUCUCACAUCGCCCACCCCCACCCCUCUUCUACACAUACCACCACCUCCAUCUCAUAAUCACUCCCUCUACCUAUUCUCCUCGCCGUCGGGCUUUCUCUUCCCUUUCCGACCUCCUUUCCCCGAACAAACAUACCAGCCUUUUGGGGGCCGGAGCCUCAGACUCGUCGUUCCUUUCGUCAUCAAGCAUCCCCGCCUUGUACGAUCGACACGUUUGCGGCUCUUUUGAACGAUUGUUUACGACUGUUUCGCAACAAUAGAGGCUGGUUCUCUCGACUACACGUAUUCUUAUCACUGAAUCGACUUCCGUCCACCAUUGGUAUAAGCGAGGUCAAGCGUGUUCGGGAGGGAAAAGGCAUCAACUGGCUCAGUCAAACUACUCCCGGCCUCUCUUACCGGGCUCAAAUUCAAUUUCAACAGCAGCAAUCAUGAAGACGACGACGACAAAAGCGGUGCUGCUCACGCUGCUCAGCAGCAGCGGCUUCGUAACAGGCGCCCGGGCCGCGGCGAACCUGUGCUUCUUCCCCGGCGGCGUGCAGAGUCUGGACGUCCCGUGCGAUCCCAAGGCCGAAGUCAGCAUGUGUUGCGGAAGCGUGAAUGCGUGUUUGAGCAAUGGGCUAUGCAAGCUUGAGGAUACGUCGAAUAACACGGGUAUUGCGUACGCGAGAGGAACGUGUUCGGAUCCGACGUGGCAGAGUCCAAUUUGCCCGCAGCAUUGCGUACUAAACCCCGACACGAGGAAAAAUAACACGGCAUACGACUUCAGAUUCAACGGUGUUCAGGUAUGGCAAUGCGACAGCCAAGGCUUCGGCGUACCGGGCAAGUUCUGCUGCGAAUCCGCCGCCGAGAAGACGAGAUGCUGUUCCACGCCGCCCGCCAUCUUCGGGCCCCUCAUCGCCGCGACACCCGGCAACGCCGUCGCCGUGCAGACCCUCAACACGGGCGCCAAGUCCACGCCCACGCCCUCAGGAUCAGGACGCGCCGGCAUCACGGGCGGUAGCAAUUACCCCUCGCAGCAGACGCCCGAGAUGACGGCUGUGCCGACGAUGACGAGCAAGAUCCCCGCCACACCCGGCGGCGCGGAAGCCAGCCAGCCGACAGCGGAUACGAAUACCGGAAGCAGUGGAGAUAGCGGGCAGAAGGGCAUCGGGAACGUGGCUGUUGUGGGACUGGGUGUCGGCGCGAGUGUGGGUGGUGCGCUGCUCGUGGCGGUGGGCGUGAUGUGGUACCUACGCAAGGAGAGGUCUCGCCGGGGACCCGUGGAGCUCGAUGGGUCGAGUAUCAAUGGCGGGUACGGCGGCAGCAGCGGGGCGAGCGAUCUUUCGAGGUCGAAUACUGGGCAUACCGGACGGAUCGCGUAUGGGGGGAUGAAUAUUCACAAUAUGAAUCACAACGGGGGUACGGGGACGGUUAGCUCCAUGGGGACGGGGACGUAUAACAUGUCGGCGACGCCUGGGAUGAUGACUGUGAGGAAGGCGAGUAGUGAGUGGGAUGGGAGUCCCGGCGGAUUGGGCGGGGAUUAUCAGAUGGCGGAGAUUGAUGGCAAGGAGGCGAUUGUGGUGGCGGAACCACAGGGGAGGAAGAAGAGUCUGUAUGAGCUGCCGUAG
Colletotrichum scovillei is the source of this 1927-nucleotide messenger RNA. RefSeq lists its product as uncharacterized. NCBI's taxonomy places the organism in Eukaryota, Fungi, Ascomycota, Sordariomycetes, Glomerellales, Glomerellaceae. The record is from RefSeq and is a predicted model, not a curated record. Bases 749 to 1927 code for a protein of 392 amino acids. The transcript has 2 exons.